Molecule: messenger RNA, 1476 nt
Organism: Symbiodinium pilosum
Lineage: Eukaryota; Dinophyceae; Suessiales; Symbiodiniaceae
Source: the annotation of a GenBank genome assembly
AUGCCCUGUGACCUCUGGCCUACCUUGAAGCAGUGGCCGUCUAAGCUGGCUUGCGAAGAGCAAGUGGACAUUGACACCUUCUUCCCGCGUUCGUAUGACAUGGGGUCCCCCAGCGAAGUGGAGGACUUCGUGCUGGACUUCCGCCGAUCUGCGGCUCUCAACGUUCUCCGCCAGCACUUGCGGUUGGCCGAGCUGGCAGCCGACCGCCGCAGGAUGUUCGAGCAUGAGUUGAUCUUCACCGCCGGCCCUGGCUACCUUUGCAACGUCACAGUUCUCAGAUGCGCUGUGCGGGCGCUGGAGCACUGGCUGGAUGAUCUGGAUGGCUCCUACUUCGAGGAUUUCGAGUGUGAUGGAGGACGCCGGCAGCUUUACUCGGAGGAAUGGGAUGCUGUGGUAUUGUACUCUGAGCUCUCAGAGGCCCAACUCUGCCAGCUUGACGAAGCUGAGGAGCGUUGGGAGAGAAGUCGUGGCUACUCUGCCUCGGGAGCCCUGGCGCCACGAAAGCUUGGCGAGCGAUACACGCGGCCCAAGGUAGGAUGCGUGGGCUUCUGCGGCACCAGCCGCGUGAUUGAUGAGAUGGCUCUGGGCGGCAAGAAGGAUCCGGGGCUGUCUUGGAUUCCGUCUUUCGAGCUUGGGAAGCCAAGUCUCAUCUACACUAUAGUUGUGAAGCCGGGCACAAGCUCCAAGGGGUACGUGGAGAAGCCGUUGCUCCUUUUCAGCGGUCGAAAGUUCGACCUUCGCCAGUGGGUCCUGGUGCGUUCCUUUCAGCCUCUGCAGGUCUACAUGUUCUCAUCGUGCUAUCUGCGCCUAUGCAAUGAGCCUUACGACCUCGGAGAUCUGGCAAAUCGUCAGAGGCACAUCUCCAACUGGUCCGUAAACAAGCGCGGGAAACAUGUUGCUACGGGAGCCGUUGCCAGCCUUGAUGAGUUGAAUGAUGUGCUCGAGAUGAUGACGGGCAGCAGACACUACUGGGAAAAUGAUCUUGUGCCGCAGUUGAAGGAGUGCAUCCUCCACAGCCUGCGAUCUGUACAAGAUCGUGUGGUGCAAAGAUCUUCCUGCUUUGAAGUCUACGGUUUCGACUUCCUCCUCGGAGACGACUUGAAGCCCUGGCUCCUGGAAGUCAACCUUAGUCCUGCCUGCGAGUCUCGGACUCCUUGGAUUUCGGAGCUUCUGGACCGAAUGUCCAAGAGGCUGUUGGAGCUCGUUCUGAACGGUCAGUUAGAACCCGAUGGAAUUGCACCCGACUGGAUCUGCAUCGCGGACGAGACGGCGGAACCGGGUGCCAGCCCAGUGGCGGAGGAACGUCUCUGCGACCUGUCUGAUGCCGACGAGAGGAGAAAGGAGUUUCUGGCCGACUCCCUAGGCCGAUGCGCCCUGGGGCUCACAGUGGUGGGCAAGUCGUUGAACCUCCGCGCCGAAAGGCGCUUGUCAGAGGCCUGGCGACAGAACGCGGCCCAGGUGACCAUCGCCCGCAUG